CACUAUAUUUAUGGACUUUCAUUUAUUUAUUUUGGAAAACAGCACACUUUGGUGGUCUCUUCAUGCUGUACUGUGCACAGAAGAACUUAAUGCCCUUUUAUGUCCUUUACCAGCAUUCAUGUUUAAUAUUAAACCAGGUAGUAUCAGACCAUAUAUCUCCAUUACACAUUUACAUUUACAAAUUUUAUCUUAAUAAAUUGGAAAUUAUAUGUCUUUGUGUUGGAUUUUGUCAGUUGCUUUAUUCCUAUUUACAUCCAGAAAUCAAUACAUUUAAUCUCAUCUGUGUUAGAAAACAGCAUUGAUUUUUCAGUUCCUGAAAAUUUAAGGAGGUGUUUUUGUUCAGAUAAAGUUGCCCACCAGACUGUGUACUCAAUGACAUUUGUCCAUGUGAGUAUUUGUGUGUGUGUUUAUCCCUAUGCACCUCAUCAUGCCCUCCACCCAGAUUAUUGAGUCAUCCUUUGGCCUGAGAAACUAAUAAUACCCCCAUGUCUCUGCUGCUAUUUUAGGCCUUGAGGGCCUGCAGGGUUGGGCGUGUGCAUGAGCAUGUUUGGAAGGGGGGUGAAUGGGCUGAGAAGACUCUCUCUCUCUCCAUGUCUCUACCUCUCUCACAGGGCAGCCAGGGUGGGCUAAAUUGGAACAUGGACACACACAAACAUACUUAGUAAGAGGGGGUGGCACUGGGGCGUCCUAUAGUUGCUCAGUGACACACACACGCUCACGAGGAGUAGGACCCUGUGGCAAAACCUGGAGGUUCCCUUUUGUUUUCAUACAUCAAGGAAAUCAGUUGGGAUUUAAUUUGAGUUCAGUUGGAUUACUUUCUCACUGUGUGGCUGCUGGAUAACCUUUGUGGAUAUUUAAUGUAACUCAUUGCUGAUCACACAUGUUUUGGCAAUCGGGUGUCUGAGUGUGAGGAGACAGGGUGAACAAGAAGGGCGACAGAUAGACAAGAACAAACAAGCAGACACAUAAAAUCCAACACAGCUCUUGUUCAUGGUGACAGAAGAGGCAACCCACCAUCUCUAUUAAUUAUCAACUUGAUAUUUGAGAUUUAGAUUAAACUAAAUCCCAAUAGAACUAACAAUUCCGUUUACUAAUGUAAGGCAGGUAAAUUAUCACAGCGGAGACAAAAAGCAUCUGUAGUAGCUGCCACAGUGUCUCCUAUGAAGCAAGCAAGAAGUACUUAAACAGUGCUUAUCACAGGUCUGACUGUGUAUUAUCAACACAUCAUAAAAAGCUGCCAGCUCUUGAUAAAUUAAUCCUCAAUCCUUUACUUUGCAUCUCAGUCUUGGAAUGGCAACAUAUCUCAUGUUAUUUUGGGUAGCUGACCUUCCAGUUACAAACUAGCCGCUCAUAGUCUAUAGCCAUUUAAGUUAUUCAGAGCCCAAGUUUUUGUGAAGACUUGUUGAUAAACUAAUCAUUUCUGGAAAUAUUUUGCAGAUACAUUCAUACGCCAUUUGCAUUUCUUGGUAUCUGUUCGAUCACAGACCAGCCUAGUUGUUAAACAAGGCCAUGCUAUGUACUGUUUACUAACACAGCCAUGCUAUGUGCUGUUUACUGACAAAAGCUUCAAAAAGCUAAUACUGUGGAAAAGCUGCAUGGAACAGCUAUAGGAAGAUUAUAUAGUUUCCAGAUAUAUUCACUGGAAAGAAGGUGUUGACUAGUGGAGUGCCAUCUUGAACCCCCAGGCAGUCUAAUCAUCUGUUCAUCCUUCAAGAGGAGGCAAGAUGUCGAGGCCUCCUUCCUCCCAGACCACUCCUCAGUUCUACAGGGUCAGCGACAGAGAUCUCACCGAGAUUGAGCUCCAUUCUGUGGACUCCAUCAACGACCUCCACCGAACACACCACGAACACAGCCACAAAGGGAUGAGGCCUCCUCGUCCUGCUUACACACCUUCCCUGAAUGGGAAUCUCUACACAUGUGACGUGACAGCUGUCAAUCAAAGAGGCCAUCCAGUCAGCAGCAAAUGGCAGAGUCGUCUACAGGAAAUGUUGACACCCAGCUCAUCGCGUGCCUAUGCCAUGGGCUGUGCUAUUAUCACUUUGCUUCUGCUAACAGUGUUACUCAUCUUCUACUUUUUGGUCCAGCAGGGCGGCGCAGUCCGGAUGCUGACUGAGGCAGUGAGGGAGAAAGAUGCCGCAGCCACAGAACUGUCACUGCUGAUCCAAGAACUGCAGGCACUGAGACACAACCUGACAGCCAUGAGAGGAGGGACAUGAGGAAGAUAUGCACAGAAAACUAACUAGCACAUGAUACAUUUUUAAUAUCGGAUAUGAGAGCCUUUAAAAAUGCAAUUAAACUGUUUUACAGUAGAUUUUUCCUUGAAGAAGAAACAUUUGUCAAAAUGUUCUCUAAAUGUUGUACUUGUUUUAAGAUUAAAUGUAGCUGAUGGAACCAUGAGAUUAAGAGAUGGGAGGUUUCUGAAAACCUUUCCACUCUCUCCUGCCCUGGUCACAAUAUGAAAAGGACUUUUGAAUUAACUCAGAUACUUUUUAUUCUGUGAUGGCAUUAAACAAGUGUAUAACUGGUUGGAUUAAA
Messenger RNA from Siniperca chuatsi (mandarin fish), 2535 nucleotides. RefSeq lists its product as uncharacterized. The coding region runs from base 1725 to 2216 and encodes 163 amino acids. The record is from RefSeq and is a predicted model, not a curated record. The transcript is spliced from 4 exons. NCBI's taxonomy places the organism in Eukaryota, Metazoa, Chordata, Actinopteri, Centrarchiformes, Sinipercidae.